This is a messenger RNA of Danio rerio (zebrafish), 1009 nucleotides long. RefSeq names its product zinc finger, HIT-type containing 1 (gene znhit1). NCBI's taxonomy places the organism in Eukaryota, Metazoa, Chordata, Actinopteri, Cypriniformes, Danionidae. Gene Ontology annotation, biological process: chromatin remodeling. Gene Ontology annotation, molecular function: zinc ion binding. Gene Ontology annotation, cellular component: nucleus. The record is from RefSeq and is marked provisional.
AGUAGAAGAAGAGUGGUUGUUGUCGUCUUAAACUUCCGGGCAUGGCGGAGAAAAAGAUAGCUGUUCGCUCACAGGACCCGGGCCAGCGGCGGGUGCUGGACAGCGCUACGCGGCUGCGCCGUUUGAGCAGACAGCUCGAAGCGCUCGAGAAAGACAAUUUCCAGGACGAUCCUCACGCGAGUCUCCCGCAGCUUGUCAAGCGGCUGCCGCAGUUCGACGAGAGCAACGAAUCCGGCAAGCGGAGGAAGAAGACGAGGGGGGACCAUUUUAAACAGAGGUUUCGCAAAAACUUCCAGACUCUUCUAGAGGAGGAGGACUUAAGUGUUAGUGAGGGUCCAAACUAUCUGACUGCCUGUGCGGAGCCUUCUAAGAUUCCUCAGCGUCAUUUCUGUGCAGUGUGCGGCUUCCCUUCAAACUACACCUGUGUGUCGUGUGGUGCUCGCUACUGCUGCGUCCGAUGUUUAGGAACACACCAUGAGACCAGGUGUCUAAAGUGGACAGUUUGAUCUGGUUUGACGGUAUGAACAGAAGUAAAGCACGCUUGUGGAUCAUACAACAAUUUUACAAACUUAUAUUCCUUGUAUAACUUAUAUUCCAAAGUCAUUACAGCCACUUGCUCACACACAAUAAACACAUGUAAGUAAGUAAAAUAACUACCUUUCAUCCCGGCAUUUCAGUUGAAAUUUUAUAUAUUUGUAUUAAAUGGAUAAAUCUUUUGGCAGAGUAAUGAGUAGCUGUUGAAGUUUUCAGUGGCGAGUAAGCUUUGGCUCUGACAUAUUUAAAGUAGCAGAGUGAAAAACUGCAAUUUAAGUAUUUUCAGAGUAAAUGACUUCACUUGGCAGAAAGAAAAGUUGGAUGGUGGUAGCACUACGCACCCAGUACUAGAGUUUAUGAACAUUGUUUUGUAAAUAUUCUUAAAACAUUUGUAUGUUAAUAUAUGUACAUAAUUGUUUAUGCUGUUAGACAAUUUUGUGUUCUGGAACAAAUAAAUAACUAGAAGUUGUAAAAA